Molecule: messenger RNA, 3143 nt
Organism: Anopheles maculipalpis
Lineage: Eukaryota; Metazoa; Arthropoda; Insecta; Diptera; Culicidae
Gene: CngB
Product: cyclic nucleotide-gated cation channel beta-3
Exons: 6
Coding region: 78-3143 (1021 amino acids)
Biological process (GO): monoatomic cation transmembrane transport
Cellular component (GO): intracellular cyclic nucleotide activated cation channel complex; plasma membrane
Molecular function (GO): intracellularly cAMP-activated cation channel activity; cGMP binding; protein-containing complex binding
Source: RefSeq, a predicted model, not a curated record
UAUGGUGGGAGGUGUUGUUGGUCACCGUGUAAUUCUGAUUAAUCGCUCCCACCGUUAGUCGUUCUCAGUCGUUCGCGAUGUCCACCUCUGCCCCGUUGGGUGUCGUGCAGGUGAAUCGUUCCCGUUCGGAGACAGUUCUCUCGCUGGACGGUGGUUGGCCUCCAAGGUCACCUCCACCAUCCCUUUCACCGUUUGCUGGAUGGCCACGAGCCAAUAAUGGGUACGGUCGGUUUGGUGCGAGGCCAGUUAUCCCGGGUCAACCGGCGUGGAUGAGUGGAUCGAGUAGUGCUCUACCACGCACCGGUAGCCGUGAUGAGGUAAAGCUGCACAAAAGCCUCGAAGAAAUUUCGAAGGACAUACGCGAAAUCGAAGACUUUAUCAGUGUGACGGAGGACAUUUUGCGGCGGGAACGCGAACAAGACGAGCAGAUAUCGCUACGCGAAAGGCAGCGAAAAGCGGCCGAACGGACUAUGCAGCUGAUUCGCAACAAGUGUAGUCCGACGAAGAAAUGUUUCAAUCGCGUCAUCAAAACGCCAGACGGUCAAAGGAAGGUACUGCGCUCACCGACCUACAAGGUGAACAUUACCCAGAAACGACGCAUUAAAUCGUUCAGCCCGAAGGGUGGCUACAAGUCGAAGCUGUACUUUCGGAACGGAAAGAUAGGCUGUCAGGAGGCGGAAAAUGCAGUUUCCAACCUGAGAAGUACGCACGAACUGGUCAAGCGGAUUAUUAACGAUGAGAACAAUAUGCUGGUGAAGCUGGAACAUCAGCACUACUCGACGGGCGAGCAUGAUGGGCUUGAUUCCAGAUCUAGCUCGGUAGACACACCGGUGGAAAGCUUGCAGAUGUGCGUAACGGAAUCGGCAGGAACGUCACUGUGUGAAGACGAAUCCUCACCACCUCCUGUUCCGACAGUGUCCAGUGACGGUCCGAAUGUGCUUCACAGCCACGAAUGUCAGCCACGGGUUGAUGACACCCAAGUCAUCGAGAAUGCUAAUGGGAGCUCUAUAGAACCGUUGGAGGAUAGGCGGAAUUCGGAGGCUCUCUCGGAAAUAACACCAACAAACGGGAAUGAUUUCGUUACCGUCCGUUUGCGGCAUUUGGCCAACCGAUUCUCGGAGCGAACUAGGAAGAUGCGCAGCAAGAUCGAAAUUCCUCCAACACCGUCCAGCAGUGCCAGUGCUCCAUCAACGGCGCCCUCCAUGCAGAAGCACAGCGUGAACCAACGUACGAUACAAAACUCCGCCUUAACGCUUCAAUCUGCCACCGAUACACCGGGUUGCAGCCACUAUCUAUUCUGUCCCAUCUUUUGCUGCGGUGGCCGUAGCGAUAAUGUGCUCGAUCCGCAAGGAAAGUUCUACAUUGCCUGGCUGUUUAUUGUAUCGCUUUCGUUCCUGUACAAUGCGUGGGUCAUACCGUUGCGAUCGUCAUUUCCGUAUCAAACGCCGGAAAACACCAAAUAUUGGAUUGCGAUGGAUAUUUGUGCGGAUGUUAUCUAUCUGCUGGAUAUACUGUUUGUAAAGCAUCGCUUGAUGUACCUGUACGAAGGAUUUUGGGUGAAGGAUAAAAAUCUCACACGGAAGAACUAUAUGCGUAAGCUACAGUUUAAGAUGGAUCUGUUGGCGUUGGUACCGUUAGAUUUGCUAUAUCUACGCUUUGGAACCGAGCACGUGGUAUUCCGUGCUCCGAGACUACUGAAGAUACAAAGCUUUUGGGAGUUUUUCAAGCUGAUCGAUCGAGUCAUUUCAUCACCACACAUUAUACGUGUAGUGAAGACGCUAACCUACAUGCUGUACAUGAUACACCUGACUGCGUGUGCUUACUAUGCUUACAGCGCCUAUCAAGGACUCGGUUCCAAUCGCUGGGUGUUCAACAACAAGGGACACGCAUAUGUACGCUGCUUCGCAUUCGCCACCAAAACAGCAACCUCCAUCGGCAAAAACCCCAAACCGGAGAAGGAGGGUGAGCUAAUGUUCAUGACCGCCGCCUGGCUGAUGGGUGUGUUUGUGUUUGCGCUGCUUAUUGGUCAGAUACGGGACAUUAUAGCGACGGCAACACGUUCCAAAUCCGAGUACAAGCAGCUCGUCGAUGAGACGCUCGAGUACAUGCGUCGCCUUAACCUACCAACCGAUCUGCAGCGGCGGGUAAAGAUGUGGUUUACCUUCACCUGGGAGCAACAGAAAUGCUUAGACGAAACGCACAUAAUGGAUGCGCUGCCAGCCAACCUGAAAACCGACAUCGCUAUCUCGGUGCACAUUCAAACACUUUCCAAAGUGCAGCUGUUUGCCGACUGCGAGGAAGCAUUGCUGCGGGAGCUUGUACUGAAGCUUCGCUCGGUAACCUUCCUUCCAGGGGAUUACGUGUGCCGAAAGGGUGAGGUAGGGAAGGAGAUGUACAUCGUAAAGACGGGCCAGGUACAGGUGAUGGGUGGCCCAAGGAAUGAUGUGGUGCUAGCGACACUUUACGAGGGCUCUGUGUUUGGUGAGAUCAGUCUGCUAGCGAUUAAUGGCGCGGAAGGAAAUCGCCGUACUGCGGAUGUACGAUCGAAAGGAUUCUCCAACCUGUUCGUGCUUUCCAAAUCGGAUCUAAACGAAGCGAUCGUGUACUACCCUAACGCACAGGCCAUCCUGAAGAAACGUGCCAAGAGUUUGAUGCGCAAGAAUGCAGCUCGUGAGAAGGCCGAAUCGCAGCAGAGCAUCGACACGAAGGACAGUGAGGCGGAUGUAGUGAUCCGAAAUCCACAGGAUCCUACCUCACCAAAGUUGCUGAAAACGGUUAUUCAAGCGUUGCCGCAGGAAUCUGCUGCCGUACAAUUACUAAUGCAGGGCUUUAAAACGAUCGAUCCAACGGUGGACGAUGAACCGGAGCAACAGCCAAACCAGGAUGGAACUUCUGAGGAGAAGACCACGGAACCGGAUCGCGCGGAAACGGGUUCGAUGCGUAGUGUGGAGAUCACGCAUACGACUGAGGUGCAAAUUGAAAAUGAAAAGAACGUAGAAUUGCCAUGCGAUUUGGUGUACAGCAUCAAGAAAGAGCUGAUGGAAAACAAUAGCUACAUCAAUCUGACUGAUGCGGAGAAGUAUAAGCUACUGCACGAACUUUCGAAGGAUGAGUACGAGGGUCAGGAAAAAUCGUCUGUUUAA